AUGCCAGUCCUGCGCAGAAAGUCCUCCAAAGACAAAGCAGACAAUACCCUCCCGAAGCUGCCCCUCCCGGAGCUCUCGGACACCCUGGCCCUCUACCUGAGCAGCAUGAAGCACCUGCUCACAGAGGAACAGUUCCACACCACUCAGAGCCUGGUCAAACAGUUCAGCGCCCCCGGAGGAGUGGGGCCGCUACUGCAGCAAAAGCUUCAGGAGAGGAGGGACAUCACCGACAACUGGGUGAACGAGUACUGGCUGAACGACAUGUACCUGAACAACCGGUUGCCUCUGCCUGUGCACUCCAGUCCCGCCAUGGUGUUCCCCCCACAGCCCUUCAGAGCCCCCAGCGACGCCCUGAGUUGUGCUCUGCCUGUGGACUACGCUCGGGGACAGUUAGCCGGGACCCCCAUGUGCAUGGAGCAGUACUACCGCCUGUUCACCUCCUAUCGCCUCCCGGGGCCUCAGCGUGACACUCUGGUGGCCCAGGAGAGCUGCGUGAUGCCCGAGCCGGAGCACAUCAUUGUGGCCUGUAAGAACCAGUUCUUUGUGUUGGACGUGGUAAUAAACUUCCGUCGCUUGAAUGAGAGGGACCUGCUCACUCAGCUGCAGAGGAUCGCCAAGAUGGCCGACAGCGAGGAGGAGCGCCUUCCCCCCGUUGGGCUGCUCACCACGGACGGACGGAGCCAGUGGGCGGAGUCUCGCUCGGUGCUCAUGAGAGAAUCAACCAACAGAGACUCUCUGGACAUGAUCGAGCGCUGCAUGUGCCUGGUGUGUCUGGAUGAUGCUAGCGCUGCAGAGAUUAGCGAUAGCACGCGGGCCACACUAAUGCUACACGGAGGAGGGCCUAGCAAGAACGGAGGCAACCGCUGGUACGACAAGCCCAUGCAGUUUAUCAUCGGAGCAGACGGCAACUGUGGGGUCGUGUGUGAACAUUCACCCUUUGAAGGCAUCGUGCUUGUCCAGUGCACGGAGCAUCUACUGAAAUACAUGAUUGGAAGUCCGUCCAAACUAGUGCGAGCAGCCAGUGUGAGCGAGCUGCCGGCCCCGCGGAGGCUCCGCUGGAAGUGCACACCAGAGAUCCACAAACUGCUGUCGUCAUCGGCCGAUAAGCUGCACAGACUGGUGAAAAAUCUGGAUAUGAAGGUGUCCAAGUUUUUUGAGUACGGGAAAGAGUUUAUAAAGAAGCAGAAGAUGAGUCCAGACGCCUACAUCCAAGUGGCUCUGCAGUUAGCCUACUACAGAUGUCACGGUAGACUGGUGUCCACCUACGAGAGCGCCUCCACCCGUCGCUUCAGAAAGGGACGUGUGGACAACAUCCGCUCAGCCACACCCCAGGCACUGGCCUUUGUGAGAGCAAUGGCUGAUGGGAAGCUGAGUUCAAGCGAGAGGAUGGAGUUGUUACAAGGCGCUAUAGCCGCACAAACAAAGUACACUAUUCUGGCGAUUACAGGGAGGGCCAUAGACAAUCACCUUCUGGGACUACGGGAAAUAGCACGUGAGCUGAAGAUGGAGACGCCAGAGAUAUUCAAGGAUGAAGCUUAUCUCAUCAGUAACCAGUUCAUUCUCUCCACGAGUCAGGUUCCUACCACUGUGGAGAUGUUCUGCUGCUACGGCCCCGUGGUCCCAGGAGGGUAUGGAGCCUGCUACAACCCUCAGUCCGACUACAUCAUCUUCUGCAUCUCCAGCUUCGCCGACAGCCCCCACACCUGCUCAGUGGACUUCUGCAGAGCCGUGGAGCAGGCUCUAAGGGACAUGAGGGAGCUGUGUGACACAUCAACAAGUGAACACACGCACAGCACACAGGGUCAGAGCACAGAGGAGCCGGCCAAGAAGCAGGCUGUGGCCAAAGGGCUGCUGAAGACAAAACAGAGCACAGGGCCAGGUGCACGCGUAUUCAAGACAGUCGCCAAUGGAGACGCGCACAGUGUCACCAAGGCAACCGACAACAAACCGACAACAAACAACAUGUGUGGACUUGUGACCAUGAUGUACGGCCCGUACGAGGCGUGUGGGCAAGUGCUGCACCGGACCAGCCGCCUGCAGGGCAUGCGCAGCGCCCUGGCCACGCACGGACACCAGUGCGUGCAGCAGGAGACGCGCGAGUGGAACCGCGUGGAGCUGAUGGUGAAGGGCAGGAUAGUGUUCAGCUGUGACAUCAGAGACCUGCUCUUUGGGGGAGAUGGACAACUGGACCCUCUGUGCGCACAGGCUGUUCAGGCAGUAGAAGACUUCCUCUCACUCAAUGUGCCACAUUGA
Knipowitschia caucasica is the source of this 2253-nucleotide messenger RNA. Lineage: Eukaryota; Metazoa; Chordata; Actinopteri; Gobiiformes; Gobiidae. The record is from the annotation of a GenBank genome assembly.